Molecule: messenger RNA, 237 nt
Organism: Penicillium hordei
Lineage: Eukaryota; Fungi; Ascomycota; Eurotiomycetes; Eurotiales; Aspergillaceae
Exons: 1
Coding region: 1-237 (78 amino acids)
Source: RefSeq, a predicted model, not a curated record
AUGUGCUGUAUGCAGAUGGAAGACUUGGCAUUUGCUUCCGACUCUGGUGUCGAUGUUGACAUUGAUGAUAACGGUGGUGGUGUCAUGAUAUAUGUGGCCUGUUUGGCCCGUAGUGCAAGCUGUGCUCAUCUUUCAUCACGCAAGGCCCUGUUCGAUGCGACAAAGGAGGCAAAAGUGCAACUGUCACUAAAAGCAGAGGAAGAAAAAGUUUCCCUGCGUCAGCCAAUGGACUGGUGA